Messenger RNA from Anolis sagrei ordinatus, 3641 nucleotides. RefSeq names its product myosin IC (gene MYO1C). NCBI's taxonomy places the organism in Eukaryota, Metazoa, Chordata, Lepidosauria, Squamata, Anolidae. The record is from RefSeq and is a predicted model, not a curated record. Gene Ontology annotation, cellular component: plasma membrane; cytoplasm; myosin complex. Gene Ontology annotation, molecular function: microfilament motor activity; ATP binding; actin filament binding. Gene Ontology annotation, biological process: vesicle transport along actin filament; actin filament organization.
CCUGCCUGCCUGGCCCCGCCCGCCCUCUCUCUCUCUCGCCCCGACCGAAAAGAGGACUGAAAGAAGGAAAGAGAAGGAAAGAAGGAAGGGCGGCUGGGGAGAAAGGAGGAAGAGGAGGAAGAGAAAGAGGAGGAGGAGGAGGAGGAGAAGGCCACGGUGGGCAGUGAGGGGGUCCGCCUGGAGAUGGAGAGCGCCUUAACGGCCCGUGACCGGGUCGGGGUCCAGGACUUUGUCCUCUUGGAGAACUUCACCAGCGAAGCCGCCUUCAUCGAGAACCUGCGCAAGCGCUUCAAGGAGAACCUCAUCUAUACCUACAUUGGCUCCGUCCUGGUCUCGGUCAACCCUUACAAGGAGCUGGAGAUCUACAGCAAGCAGCACAUGGACCGCUACCGAGGGGUCAGCUUCUACGAAGUCUCCCCUCACCUCUACGCCAUUGCAGACAACGCCUACCGCUCUCUGCGCACAGAGAGAAGGGACCAGUGCGUCUUGAUCUCCGGGGAGAGUGGGGCAGGCAAGACGGAAGCCACAAAGAAGGUGCUGCAGUACUACGCCGUCACCUGUCCAGCCAGCGAGCAGGUCGAGACCGUCAAGGACCGCCUCCUGCAGUCCAACCCAGUCCUGGAGGCCUUUGGGAAUGCCAAGACCCUGCGGAAUGACAACUCCAGUCGCUUUGGGAAGUAUAUGGACGUCCAGUUUGAUUACAAGGGGGCUCCCAUCGGGGGCCACAUCCUGAACUACCUGCUGGAGAAGUCACGAGUGGUGCACCAAAACCACGGWGAGAGGAACUUCCACAUCUUCUACCAGUUGCUGGAGGGMGGCCAGGACGACUUGCUCCGGAGGCUGGGUCUGGAGAGGAGCCCCCAGCAGUACCACUUCCUGGUCAAGGGCCAGUGCGCCAAGGUGAGCUCCAUCAACGACAAGAGUGACUGGAAGGUGGUGCGCAAGGCCCUCACGGUCAUUAACUUCACCGAUAAUGAAGUAGAGGACCUGUUGAGUAUUGUGGCCAGCGUCCUGCACCUGGGCAACGUCCAGUUUGCAGCCGAUGAACAGGGCAGUGCACAAGUGACCACAGAAAGCCAGAUCAAGUACUUGGCGCGGCUCCUGGGGGUGGAGAGCGCUCUUCUUCGGGAAGCCCUGACUCACAAGAAGAUCAUUGCGAAGGGAGAAGAGCUGGUCAGCCCCUUGAAUCUGGAGCAGGCGGCCUACGCGCGUGAUGCCUUGGCUAAGGCCAUUUAUGGUCGGACCUUCUCUUGGCUGGUGAACAAGAUCAACCGGUCCUUGGAGUACAAGGAAACGGAGCUCUUGGGGUGGAGGAGAAGCUGCUCUGUUCUGGGUCUGCUGGACAUCUACGGCUUCGAGGUCUUCCAGCACAACAGCUUUGAGCAGUUCUGCAUCAACUACUGCAAUGAGAAGCUGCAGCAGCUCUUCAUCGAACUGACCCUGAAGUCGGAGCAGGAGGAAUAUGAGGCAGAGGGCAUCGCGUGGGAGACGGUCCCGUAUUUCAACAACAAGAUCAUCUGCGAUUUGGUGGAAGAGAAGUUCAAGGGCAUCAUUGCCAUUUUGGAUGAGGAGUGCUUGCGGCCUGGAGAUGCCACAGAUGCCACGUUCCUGGAGAAGUUGGAGGAGACCAUCAGGAGCCACCCGCACUUCCUGACGCACAAGCUGGCUGACGCCAAGACGCGAAAGAACUUGGGCCGGGAGGAGUUCCGCCUGCUGCACUAUGCGGGAGAGGUCAACUACAGCGUGGCAGGUUUCCUGGACAAGAAUAACGACCUCCUCUUCCGGAACCUGAAAGAGGCCAUGUGCAACUCGGAGAACCCCAUCCUCACCCAAUGCUUUGACCGGACGGAGCUGACGGACAAGAAGCGGCCGGAGACGGCGGUGACUCAGUUCAAGACCAGCCUCUCCAAGCUGAUGGAGAUCCUGAUGUCCAAGGAGCCUUCCUACAUCCGCUGUAUCAAGCCCAAUGACGCCAAGCAGCCGGGCCGCUUUGAUGAAGUCCUGAUCCGGCAUCAAGUGAAGUACUUGGGGCUGAUGGAGAACCUGAGGGUCCGCAGGGCCGGCUUUGCCUAUCGGCGGAAAUACGAAGUUUUCCUCCAAAGAUAUAAGUCUCUGUGUCCGGAAACGUGGCCUUUGUGGGAUGGGAGGCCGCAGGACGGCGUGGCCCUGCUCUUGAACCACCUCGGCUGCAAGCAGGAGGAAUAUAAGAUGGGAAGGACAAAGAUAUUCAUCCGUUUCCCCAAGACUCUCUUUGCCACUGAAGAUGCCCUGGAGGUCCGGAAGCAGAGCCUGGCCACAGAGAUCCAGGCUUCCUGGAGAGGGUUCCAUCAGAGAAAGAAGUUCCAAGAAAUGAAGCACUCAGCCACUACCAUCCAGUCCUGGUGGCGGGGGACGCUGGGCCGCCGGAAGGCCGCCAAAAGGAAGUGGGCCGUGGAAACCGUCCGGCGGUUCAUCCAGGGCUUCAUAUUCCGGAACCAGCCUCGAGGGCCGGAGAAUGAGUACUUCCUGGACUAUAUCCGCUACUCCUUCCUGAUGACCCUGAAGCGCUGCCUCCCCAAGAACGUCCUGGACAAGUCCUGGCCAGUGCCUCCUCCUUCCCUGAAAGAGGCCUCUCAGCUUCUGCGCGACCUCUGCAUGCAGAACAUGGUCUGGAGCUACUGCAAGCGCAUCAGCCCCGAGUGGAAGCAGCAGCUGGAACAGAAGGCGGUGGCCAGCGAGAUCUUCAAAGGCAAGAAGGACAACUACCCACAGAGUGUCCCCCGCCUCUUUCUUUACACCCGCCUGGGGAGUGAAGAGAUCAAUGCCAAGAUCCUACAGGUGAUGGAAAAUGAGACGCUGAAGUAUGCUGUUCCUGUGGUCAAGUAUGACCGGAAGGGCUACAAGGCCAGGCCCCGGCAGAUGCUGCUCACCCAAAAUGCCGUGGUUUUGGUGGAAGAGGCCAAGGUCAAGCAGCGGAUCGACUACGCCAACCUGACGGGCCUCUCCGUGAGCAGCUUGAGCGACAACCUGUUUGUGCUCCACGUCCUACGACAGGACAACAAGCAGAAGGGGGAUGUCGUGUUGCAGAGCGACUUCGUGAUUGAAACACUGACUAAAAUUGCCAUCUGUGCCGACAAAGUCAACAGCGUGAACAUCAACCAGGGCAGCAUCAAGUUUGCUGUGGGUCAAGGCAAAGAGGGCAUCAUUGACUUCACUUCCGGGUCGGAGCUGCUGAUUGCCAAAGCCAAGAAUGGCCACCUGGCAGUGGUGGCCCCCCGGCUGAAUUCCCGAUGACCCCCCACUUCCUCCGGCUGCCCCCCCCCCCCCCCCCCCCCCCCCCCCGAAAUCAUGGCUGGGCCUCCUUCCUUCCUUUUUUCCUUCCAUGCAGCUGCUUUGCGGACCUUCUUUUCUCGCUGCCAAAGACCCCUCCCCUUAAUCAUGUCCCCCCAUUUUGCACCCAAAGCCCCUUCCUCGGGAGCCUCUUCCAGGCCCCAAGGAAUGGCCACCAAACAGCAGCAGCAACAUGCCAAAAUUUUAUACUAAACUAUUCUAAUGGGGUUUUUUUCCCCCCUCUCCUAGAUUUUUUGGGAUGCUUUGUAUGAAACGAUAUAUAUAAAUAUAUAUAUAUAAAAAUAUAUAUUAAAAAGCCAUAAUGUAAAUGA